UGUUGUGUGGGGAAGCCGGAGUAUCCGGAGGAAAGCCAACCUGUCCGGUAUGGUAACCACCAACAAAUCUUACAUUCUGCCGGGGACGUGGGUUGAACCUGGGUCGCUAAGGUAACAAGCACGUGUACCAACCACUGUGAUAGCCGGACAGCCUCCACAAUAUACAUCUUCAUUUAAAUAUGCCAAAGAAAGGGAAAAAAGGUGGUAAAAAGGGGAAAAAGAAAGGAGGGAAGAAGAAAGCGAAGGCACCAGCAAAUGCUGGGGACAUAAUUCAGAGAUUAUUGAAAUGUUACGAAAGGAAUUGUCACUUGACAGAAUCACGUGUCUGCCCAAGAAUAGUGGCAGCUUUAAAGGGAUGUCUGGAAAAUCAAGGAAUUCUUUCUCAGUUCAUCUUUGAGCCAGUUGCUGUGGAGAAGGAGGGGGACAUCCCAGUCUUGAUAGAACCAUUCCUGGCUGCGCUGAGACAGGAGCGUUACACGUUCAUCAGGGACAUGUACCUCUGGAAAUACCCACUGUCUUAUGAAAACACGGCUACUCUAGCUUUGUUGCUAGAGAAACCCAUCUACCCGAUCAGAAUGCUGGAAGUCAUGGACUGUCUCAUAGAACCAUACGCUGUUGAGCGCCUCUCUAGGUCCUUCAAGUUCGCCCUUAACCUGACAACAAUCAACCUUGACUAUAACGAAUUCAGCGACGAAGGUUGUAGGAAUCUUGUAAUAGGGCUUGAAGGGAACACGACCAUGCUGUCGGUCAGCCUGUGCUAUUGUGGACUGGGGGUGGCUAGUGGCACUGUCCUGGGGAAAAUGAUAUCGACUACAGCGGUUAGAGAGCUGUACAUUGAUGGUAAUGACCUUGAGUGUGAGGGGGCAAUGGAGAUCAUUAAGCUCUGUGUGGAGCAGGCCGAGAGAGAGGCACUGAUGAGGGCAGAGGAGGCCAAGAAGAAACUGGAGGAGGAGGAGGCGCUCAAGACAGCAGUUAACAUAUAUGGUCAGGGUAUGUCAUCAGCCAAGGAAAACAAGCUCCGAUACCCGGUCGCUGACAGCAGUGGAGGGGAGCCAGCGAAAUCCGAUACUGACGCAGAUAAGGAGGAAAAGGGGGGAAAAGGAAAAAAGAAAAAGAAAGGAAAAAAGAAGAGGAAAAAGAAGGAGCCCCCGCAACCGCCUAGGGUUGGUCCGUGGAUUCACAAGCUGCAUAUUGCUGAUAAUGGAAUUGACAACCUCGCAUUUGGUGCUAAAUAUGCUCCCGUUAUAUGCAUGAGGCUGUUCAAAAAACUGUUAAUGCACAGUGACUGUGUUGAGGAGCUUGACCUUGAGGACAACUGGAUAGGUGACCUGGCUGGUAGAGAAAUACUGGAGGCAUUGGAGCAUAGGAAGGAAGAGAAAAUGGGCGGAGUAAAGAUCAGAACCACCCAUAACCUCAGCGCAGACGUCUUCAACAGCAUUCUGAAGCUGGGAUCAGGGCUGAAGAAAAAGAAGAAGAAAGGGAAGAAGAAGAAGAAGAAGAAAUAGAGAUAUCCCCAAAUCCAAAAGAUGGAUUGUUCUCAUAGAUAACAGUCAAGUCAUGUGAACAACACUUCGGCAUUUUAAGGACUACUUGUGCUAUGAUAAGUGAUACAGCCAAAUGUUUCUUAAAGGUCUAGCUUUUGGCAGCAAAUCGAACUUUUAAGCCAGGCUCUGAAAACGGGGCCAAUGCAUGUGAGUAAACCAGGAAGCAAAGUCUAAUCAGGGACGACACUUUCCACUUGUGCUUGAUUUUCAAAUUGAAGAAACAUCCUUUAAACCAAAAAUUCCAUAACAGUGUUGUCCCUGAUAAGUCUGUGCACACUAAACAGGCUAAUCUUGGACGACACUUGAGGUACAUGUAUGGAUCUUAGUUCUUCCAGAGCUCCGCGCACGUCCUGUGAUAAAUAAACUUCAUUGCUUGUGAUAUUUAGUUUCAUACUGUGAUAUAUGCACCAUACAAAAGUUAUAUAGCACCAAGGUGUUUUUUCUCCUUCAAUAUUCUUAAGUAUAAAAUAUUUCUUAUAAUUUUUUAUUAAAACAUGACUUUUGAACUCAAAUACAUUUUUUCUAGCCGAUAUUCCAAUUCAAAAUUAUCAUUUUAAUGCUGUAAUAUAAGAAAAGGAAAACAUGUUUUGGUGCUAUUUAACUUUUGCUGUUUGUAACAUUGUCUGUAAAUGUUUUUUGUUUCUUUUCUCCUAUGUAUAUGAGUCGUGUCUGAGAAAACUGGGCAUAAUGUAUGUGCAUAACGUGUCGUCCCAGAUUAGCCUGUGCAGUCUGCACAGGCUUAUCAGGGACGACACUUUCCGCUUUUAUGACAUUUUUCGUUAAAAUGAAGUCUUUUCUUAGCAAAAAUCCAAUUUAGACGGAAAGUGUCGUCCCUGAUUAGCCUGUACAGACUGCACAGGCUAAUCUGGGACGACACUUUACGCACAUGCUUUAUGCCCAGUUUUCUCAGAACACGACUUGUAUAUAUUUACAUUAAUCAUGAGUAUGAUGUCUGUAAGAUUGAUCAGAGAAUCUCUAGGUCUGCAUUUACUCAGUUUUCAAGUUGCCUGUCUACUCUACAUGUUGCCUGUCUACUCUACAUGUUGCCUGUCUACUCUACAUGUUGCCUGUCUACUCUACAUGUUGCCUAUCUACUCUACAUGUUGCCUGUCUACUCUACAUGUUGCCUGUCUACUCUACAUGUUGCCUAUCUACUCUACAUGUUGCCUGUCUACUCUACAUGUUGCCUAUCUACUCUACAUGUUGCCUGUCUACUCUACAUGUUGCCUAUCUACUCUACAUGUUGCCUGUCUACUCUACAUGUUGCCUGUCUACUCUACAUGUUGC
Messenger RNA from Dreissena polymorpha, 2831 nucleotides. RefSeq lists its product as uncharacterized. The coding region runs from base 180 to 1505 and encodes 441 amino acids. Gene Ontology annotation, molecular function: protein binding. NCBI's taxonomy places the organism in Eukaryota, Metazoa, Mollusca, Bivalvia, Myida, Dreissenidae. The transcript has 11 exons. The record is from RefSeq and is a predicted model, not a curated record.